Messenger RNA from Actinia tenebrosa (Australian red waratah sea anemone), 1628 nucleotides. RefSeq lists its product as uncharacterized. NCBI's taxonomy places the organism in Eukaryota, Metazoa, Cnidaria, Anthozoa, Actiniaria, Actiniidae. The record is from RefSeq and is a predicted model, not a curated record. Gene Ontology annotation, molecular function: phosphatidylinositol binding.
GCUUCCUGUGGUUGGCAUCGAAGGAGCAUUCAAGAACCAUGACAAUAAUAUGAACUACUAAUUUUAAAACAAUGCAUAAAGUACACAACAACUAAAUAAAUACAAUGGCUAACGUUACACUGACAGCUCGUGAACUGAAGAACAAGAACACUGGUAUAGAUAUCUAUGUCCCUAAGUAUGACACUAUCCCAGGCCAUCUUGGAAGUACUGUCAUGUACCAUGUUAUCGUUGUGACGCGGCUGUUUUACUUCAAGUCGCAAACCAAGUACAAAGAGUCUGAUGUGGUACAGUUCAUGGAACCAAUAGAAACCAAAGCAGAAAGUGAAGAAGUUGCAGAAGACAUUGAUUUGUUUGCUUCUGAUAAACAACCUGAUCGUGACUCAGGACAAGAAGAAGAUAAAGACGAAGAAGACUCAGGAGGAAAAGAUGAUUUGCUGUUAUUGGCCAAAUCAGGCUCAUCCAAGCCACUAAAUCAAGGGUCAUCAUCAAUAUUUGAUGUUGGGAAGGAUGAUAAUGAUGAUGAUAUUGGGGACCUGUUUAUACCAGCUGGUGCAAUACAGAAAAAGCAUGUUGUCAUGGAAACAGAAAAUAAUUCUGAUCUCUUAAACAUAGAAGAUGACUUAGACAAGCUUCUCAUGAGUAACAAACCAGCCAAACCAAAGAAACCAGCACUGCCUAAAAAACCUGUCCCCAAGCCUCGUAUCAAACCAAAACCUGAGCUAAAACCCAAACCAGCAGCAAAGCCACAAUUUGAAGAGACCACAGGUAAUGAUGACCUGUUUAAACCAUCAGAUGAUGUGGCAGGAAAGCGUAAGGAAGAGGAAUUGUUUACUCCCAGGAAGGGCUCUCUCAGGAAGCCUUCUCAUGAAGAAGAAUCUCUUGAUGAUAUUUUCAAAAGUUCUGCAUCAAAAUCAGUCUUUCCAGCUGCAGAAGAAGAUGACGAUGACCUGUUCAAGCCAACUUCUUCAAACAAGAAGCUUGCAGAAAUGGAUGUGAAUGACAUCUCAAGCUACAUCCAGCUUAACACUGAACAACAAGAUGACAACCUUGAUCUGUUUUAAGCUCCAGUAGAUCCCUUUCAUUUUCUUUCUUCUCCAAAACAGAUGAAGGCAGUUUUUAUGUGCUAUAAAUUCUUUAAAAUAUAUAUAAAUGUUAAUAAUUAUAGGCUAUUGUUUAAAAAAUAUUCACCAAAUUGAAAAUCCAAUUUUAAGAUGUCAAGCAAUUACAACCAAAAGAAGAAGUUUAUAGCAACAAAAUUGAGUAUAAGAGUUAAUUAUCAAUGAUUAUUCCUUGCUUGCAUAGCAACAAGCGAAGGUAAACUGUUAUUAGGGAAGAUCUGAGUGAUCUUUUUAUAAUGCAUGUAAUUAUAUGCAUAUGGAAGAAGAGUCAACAUAAUACAUAGUACAGGGUUCGUGCUACUCCUUAAACUCCUCGAAAACUCCUUGAAUUUAAUUCACGUUUUCAAGGGAACUUAAAAAGCUCUUGAGUUUUACGAUUUUGGAGAAACUCCUUGAAAACUCCUUAAAUUUUUGCUUUGAUUAUUACUUGCAUGGUUCUGAAAUAGAUCUAGUCAGAAAGAUCGGAAAAUCUGAAAGUCGGCCAUGUGCAACCACUGUGUAAAAACUUGA